Messenger RNA from Prosopis cineraria, 2033 nucleotides. RefSeq names its product WEB family protein At2g38370-like. The transcript is spliced from 2 exons. The coding region runs from base 110 to 1756 and encodes 548 amino acids. The record is from RefSeq and is a predicted model, not a curated record. Lineage: Eukaryota; Viridiplantae; Streptophyta; Magnoliopsida; Fabales; Fabaceae.
AACCUGGCCAUUUUUAUUGUCUUCUUUGUCCCCUUCCUUCUCCAAUUCCUCAUUCAAAUUUCACACCUGACUGAGAGCUAGGGCUCUGUUUCGUUUCGUUGUCGCUACUAUGGAAUUGGACAACGCCGGAGUUUCUGACGCCGGCGGCAUUAACAAGAAGAAGCAGUGUUUCAGAGCCGAGAUUGAUACAUCGGCGCCGUUUGAAUCGGUAAAGGAGGCCGUCACUCGAUUCGGCGGUGUUGGUUACUGGAAACCCCCCCAUUCUACCCUCUCCGUUGCUCAGCGCGAAUCAGAAGAGGCUGAUGCUGGAAAGCUAGAGGAGCAGACAGAUGUGUUACAUAAAGAACUGGUUUUGAAAGAGAGGGAAACACUAGAAGUGUUAAAAGAACUAGAAAGCACAAAGAGGCGAGUGGAAGAUUUGAGAUUAAAAUUACAGAAGGAGGAAUCUGAAGUUAGGAAUUUAACCCUUGAGACGAGUGUUUGUGAUAAAACCGCAAGCAUCAAGGAGAAAGAGGGUAAGGAAAACCAAGGGAGUCCCUUACCUUCAUCUAGCCCGGGUUCGAUAUUGAUGGAGCUAAAGCAAGCUAAGUUGAAUUUAACAAGAACUACCACUGAUCUUGCCGAUGUUCGUACUUCUGUUGACUCGCUCAAUAAGAAAUUGGAGAAGGAAAGAAACUCGCUCGAAAAAACCCGUGAGAGGUUUACUCAUAAUUCGUCAAAAAUAUCAUCUCUUGAGAAUGAAUUAAACCAGAUGAGACUAAGAUUACAAGUGACAAAGGAUGCCGAAGAUUCUUACGAUAUUAACAAAGAACUCCAACGAUUGAGUUCUGAGGCAGAUAAUUUCAAGAAAAUGGGAGAAGUUGCGAAAUCAGAAGUCUUGAGAACAAUAUCUGAGAUUGAACAGACGAAAACUAUGAUAAGGACAGCUGAAAUUAGGCUUGUUGCAGCCAGAAAGAUGAAAGAAGCUGCUCGAGCUGCAGAAGCAAUGGCCCUAUCUGAAAUUAGUACUUUAUCAAAUUAUGAGAUGUCAGAUGGAGAUUCCAUGCAAAAGCAGGAUGGAGUAACUCUGUCAUUUGAAAAGUAUAAUAAUCUCACAAGGAAAGCUCAAGAAGCUGAGGAAAAAUCAAAGAAGAGAGUGGUGGACGCGAUGCUUCAAGUUGACGAAGCAAAUGUGUCAAAAAUGGAUAUCCUUAAAAGGGUAGAGGAAGCUGCAGAGGAAGUUAAGACCAGCAAGAUAGCUCUGGAAGAAGCUCUGGAAAGGGUGGAGGCUGCAAAUAGAGGGAAGCUGGCUGUUGAAGAGGCAUUAAGGAAGUGGAGAGCAGACAGUAACAAAAGGCGAUCCUCAAUACAGAAUUCUAUCAAGUUCAAAAAUGCUUACCCGUCUCACCGGAGAGAUUCUUGGUUACUUGAUGUGAAUGGAUUGAAUCUUGUGAAUGAUGAAAUCAAACCAGUUCUAAAGCCAUCCCUAUCAAUAGGGCAAAUUCUGAGCAGGAAGCUGCUUAUGCCUGGGGAGUAUGAAGCCGCUGGCAUGGUUGAAGGAAGAAGUUCAGUGAAACGAAAGGUGUCUCUUGGUCAAAUGCUUGGGAAACAAAAUGAUGAUCCAGAGUUUAGUAAUGGUGGCAAAGUUGACAAGGAGGAAAGUGUCCAGAAGCAGUCUUCUGCUAAGAGGAAGAAAUUUGGAUUCGCCAGAUUCUCUCUUCUUUUGGCGAAACAACAGAAGAAAAAGAAGAAGAAACCGUCUAUGAAUUUAAGGUGAUGGGGCUGUUGGAUCUUGUCGAUAUUUAUGAUUCAGCUUCAUCUAGAACUGACAAGUGACAAGAGUGAGACUAAUGGCUUCUUUCUGUUGUGUCCAGUACACAUCUCUUUCACGUAUUCUGAUUACUUCACUUGAAUCACCUAUUCUGUUGAAUCUCUCUCACCUAUUCUGUUGGACCUUGUUUGUGUGUAAGCAUGUUGUUACCCCCCUUCUUGUGCUGAUUUGUUGGAUGAUUCUAUUGAAUUGUUGAUCUACUAUGAUCUGAUUUCAUCGUUUU